AUGAGAGAGCCCUCCACCUACAAGUGGCGUCGUACCAGCGAUCCCGCUAGCGGAACAACAGCUUUUAGACGCCCUCUGGGGCUGACGGAAUUGCAGUUUUAUUGGGAUAGCAUAUUUAAUGGAACUGCUGUAAAUACUUUACAUGCAGUACUCGACGUAGAUCCGACGUUUGAACAUCGUAUUUUCGCCAGGGACAACCUUGAACUUACGUGGACGCGACUCAAGCAGAGGUUUCCCUUGCUCGGUGCAUCUGUGGAAGAAGUCCCCGAUUCGGAUGUCGUUGAAUUCGUUCUGGAUGAGGCCUCUCUAUUCUCUAUUCGAUCUGGAGAAGUAUCCAUUAUUGACCUGUUGUUGUCAGCGGAUCACGUUGAUCAACUAGUAGGAUUCUUGCGAAACGGUCAGCCAGUACUAUCGAACGAAAUCAUAGCAAAACUUUGGGUCGGACCUCAGAAGGAUGUGCUUCAUAGAUAUCACAUCUUCCUUACCCUGCCGCACUAUAUUUAUGACGGCAUCGGAGGAUCGGUGCUCAUGCGCGAAAUUUGUCAAGAGUUGGCGUGUCUCUCAAAGGAAAAUCGUGUCCUCAACAUGUCGCUCAUGAAAAGGCUCGCUAGUCUCCUCCCUCAAGAUGCAUUGAACCCGAGCUAUGGGGCAAGUGUACCGCGACGACGAUGGCGCUUUGCGGUAGCGAAUAUUAUUCAUGGCUUACGUCAAGCUAGGCUUGCAGGGGGUCAUACUCUCCCUACACUCCGGCCAGUUUCCUUUCACGCGCCUGCUUCGUCACGCACAAUUGUAUCGCGCCUACCAGCUUCUAUCUUGCAACGAAUCGUCGAGACGAGUCAUGCGAUGAAAGUCACUUUGGGGAAUGCGCUGCCUGUUCUGAGUCAGCUUGCUCAUGCGCGCGUCCUGUACAGACGACGAGUUGGAUCAAUAUCUCAUCGGCUCCCGGAAAUCGGCGAUAAGGAGUGGGCAUAUCGAUGUAUUCAACCCAUGCAUUUCAUUUGUCCUUACAAUCUCAGGCCGUAUCUGGACUCCGCUUGGUACAAAUCGGGCGGUUCUCAGGACGUCUGUUUGGCGGUAGGGUUUCGCGAACUUGUUCUUCCCCCUAUGCCAACCCCAAAAGAUGUUCUUCUGGCGUCUUCAAUGCCCGCAUCGGCGCGACAACAGGCUAAUCCAAGUGAAUGGAAUGGGUCUUGCAACUCUUCGAACAGAGCUAUCAAUGCAACAAAGUCAGCAUUGUCCGAGGCGGACGGUGCCCCAGAUUUCUCUGUUUUGCUUUCUCGAAAACGAUUUUUAGCUCGAGUUCGUAUGGUUCAAGCGCAGACCGAAACUCUCUUUCGCCACCCUCUUUUGUCGGAGCUGCAAACGGCACGGAUGCCAGAAGCUAUCAAUCUGUCCAGAACUGCGGCAUUAGCUUGGCGUUCUAAACAAAACAGCCAAAAUGAAGAAAACGGACAUGUCUCUGAUUUUGUUACGUUCCCCGAAGUUGGUACCUGCGUGUUCUCAAAUGGUGGGGCAAACUUUGGUGACAGGGACGCACUUUUUCCGCUCGUAUACCCUCUUCCGUCUUUAUCCGUAGCUCAGUCUCAACCUGCGCGUCUGUGGGUUCGUGAUACGGAAAUCUAUCUGCGAUGCCGUCCGGGCGAGCUUUACCUCGGUGCAUUUACCUCAUGUGGAGAUCUCAAGUUCGUCACGUUCGUGGAUGCGAACGUCUAUGAUCCGGAUAUCGUACAAGAGUGGAUGGAAGAUGUCAAAGCUGCCACUGUUUAUUAUCUUGGAAGUUUGAGUGAUGAAGACGUUGGCGGAGCGAGAGCGAAGCUUUGAUGGAGGGUUGUGCACUGGAGAAGGGCAUGUCGGUCCUUGACGAAUGGCAUGGCUAGCCAGUGCCACUCAUUUGGACGAUUGAAGCACCACACGCAUCGCAGCACGAUUGGGUAUACUACACGGCAUACUUGUUAAUACCCAUUCCGAGUUGUCGAGAAGACUUACGCGCCUUCGGCGCUAAUAUGUACACACUUCGGUCCUAUGCCCUAGGCUAGGCCAGAGACUCUUCACCAGAGAAUGAAUACCCACUGCAGCUCCUGAAGCAUGGUUAAUAGAACUCAAGAACGCCACAUCGGACGCAGUUGAGAAAUGAACAGCCUGCUAUGAUUCGACAAAGCGUCAUUGACCUCGACGGUUUGAAUUGUAGAAGCCCCGCUCCUCGGAGCUUUCUGAACGAGGCAGAGGUAGAAUUGAAGACAAAGGCCUAGCCCCAUUCCAGCAAAUUGAUAUCCUUGACGCAUCCUGAAGUGACUCCGAGGACCUUCCUGCUAUCGAUUGAAAACUAAUUUGAGAAGAGGGAGAAACUUGUUGCACGGGUGUGUUGGUUAAUGACUUUGAGCAGCCUAUGCCAGCAAGUGCAGUGGAACAUCUCG
This is a messenger RNA of Fomitiporia mediterranea MF3/22, 2414 nucleotides long. RefSeq lists its product as uncharacterized. The transcript is spliced from 3 exons. The coding region runs from base 1 to 1821 and encodes 606 amino acids. The record is from RefSeq and is a predicted model, not a curated record. NCBI's taxonomy places the organism in Eukaryota, Fungi, Basidiomycota, Agaricomycetes, Hymenochaetales, Hymenochaetaceae.